AUGGGAAGCGUUUCCACCACACCCCCGGCAUAUAUUCUCCGAGAUCACCGCCCAGGAGAUAUUGGAUGGAUCAUUCACCGCCACGGAGUGUUAUACAACAAAGAGUACGGAUGGGGCGAGCGUUUUGAGGGCAUCGUUGCUGGAAUUGCCGGGGAAUUCCUCAAGAACUACGACCCCAAAUUAGAGCGUUGCUGGAUCGCUGAACGAGAUGGCGAAUUCCUCGGGUGCAUCAUGCUUGUGAACGACGCAUCCCCAGCAAAAAAUGCAGCCAAAAUUCGUCUAUUCUUGGUUGAGCCGAGUGCACGCGGUCUUGGGCUGGGUCGUGCACUGGUACGGCAAUGUACGAAGUUUGCUAGGGAAGUCGGCUAUUCUCAUAUUGGACUGUGGACUCAGAGUACAUUAGUUUCGGCACGGCACAUUUACGGAAGUGAAGGAUUCGUGCAUGUUGCGUCGGAAGAGCAUGAUUCUUUUGGAAUCAAGAUGACUGGGGAACUUUGGGAGUUGGAGUUAUAA
Messenger RNA from Penicillium longicatenatum, 513 nucleotides. RefSeq names its product GNAT family N-acetyltransferase. Lineage: Eukaryota; Fungi; Ascomycota; Eurotiomycetes; Eurotiales; Aspergillaceae. Gene Ontology annotation, molecular function: N-acetyltransferase activity. Bases 1 to 513 code for a protein of 170 amino acids. The record is from RefSeq and is a predicted model, not a curated record. The transcript has a single exon.